Messenger RNA from Gallus gallus (chicken), 3625 nucleotides. RefSeq names its product ELOVL fatty acid elongase 2 (gene ELOVL2). NCBI's taxonomy places the organism in Eukaryota, Metazoa, Chordata, Aves, Galliformes, Phasianidae. Gene Ontology annotation, molecular function: fatty acid elongase activity. The coding region runs from base 49 to 942 and encodes 297 amino acids. Gene Ontology annotation, cellular component: endoplasmic reticulum; endoplasmic reticulum membrane. The transcript has 8 exons. The record is from RefSeq and is marked provisional. Gene Ontology annotation, biological process: fatty acid elongation, monounsaturated fatty acid; fatty acid elongation, saturated fatty acid; very long-chain fatty acid biosynthetic process.
GGCAGAGCCGGGCCGCUACCCUGGACAGCGCCUCACAGCCGCGGCGCCAUGGAGCACCUGAAAGCUUUUGACCAGGAAGUAAAUGCAUUUGUGGACUAUAUGUUUGGACCUCGAGAUGCCAGAGUUAGAGGAUGGCUCCUUUUGGACUCUUACCUUCCCACCUUUUUCCUCACCGUCGCAUACCUGCUCUGCAUAUGGCUGGGCAACAAGUUCAUGAAGAAUAGGCAGCCCUUCUCUCUUAAGGCUCACCUCAUUGUAUAUAACCUUGGGAUUACGCUGCUCUCCUUGUAUAUGCUCAUAGAGCUCAUCCUUGCCACGUGGGAAGGAGGCUACAACUUGCAGUGCCAGAACCUCCACAGUGCUGGGGAGGCUGACAUCCGGGUAGCCAAGGUGCUAUGGUGGUACUAUUUUUCUAAAGUAAUUGAAUUUGCAGACACAAUCUUCUUCGUACUGAGGAAGAAAAGCAGCCAGAUCACUUUCCUCCAUGUGUAUCACCAUGCCACGAUGUUUAACAUUUGGUGGUGUGUUCUGAACUGGAUACCAUGUGGACAAAGUUUCUUUGGACCCACUUUGAAUAGCUUUAUCCAUGUGCUCAUGUACUCCUAUUAUGGACUGUCAGUCAUCCCUUCUAUGCGAAAGUAUCUGUGGUGGAAGAAAUACCUCACUCAGGCACAGCUGAUCCAAUUUCUGCUCACCAUUGUGCACACGCUCAGUGCAGCUGUGAAGCCAUGUGGGUUUCCCUUUGGCUGCCUCAUGUUCCAGUCUUCCUACAUGGCCACACUGGUCAUCCUCUUCGUUAACUUUUACAUUAAGACAUACCAGAAAGCACCUUCAAGAACAGCUGCAAAGGAAACCCCCGUCACAACAGAAGUCAAGAAUGGAUACCAUAAGAACUACUUUGCUGCUUCAAAUGGAUUCCUGAGCAAUAAGAAAGCACAAUAAGUAUAGAGCUUCCUGGGAUCUUUUUUUUUUUCCUAAGAAAAAACAGAAAACAAAAACAAAGCAAGAGACUGAAUUACAGGCUUUAGCUUAAAACCUAUUUGAUUACACCCAUUGGUUAUUUGUACCAGACACUCAUUAAUUUACUGCUAUUUAAGUUUUAACAAAAUGAGUAAGUUUAUUUGUCCUGUCAAAGAACACCAUCAGAACAAUAAGGCCAACAUCUUUCUCACACGAAAAAGAAAAUACUUCUGAUUUGUACUGCUGGCACAAAAAUGCCUUAGAAGCCACUGGAUGGAAACAUUCAGAGUCUUCAAAAGGUUAGGGCUCUGCUUGACUGACACCUUGACCACUUUAUCCUAUCAAGACAGACUGAGGAAGUAGGACUUGUUCAGCACAGAGAAGAGGAGGUGCCGAGGAGACCUUACUGGGGCCUGCCAGUACUUGAAGGGAGCUUAUAAGGAGGAGGGAGACUGACUUCUUACAUGGUCUGAUACUGAUAGGACAAGGGGGAAUGGUUUUAAACUAUAAGAGGGGAAAUACUGAUUAGUUAUUAGGAAGGAACUCUUCACUAAGAAGUAGGUGAAGCACUGGCACAGCUGCCCAGAGAGGUUGUGGAUACCCCAUCACUGGAUGUGCUCAAGGCCAGGUUGGAUGGGGCCCUGGGCAGCAUGAGCUGGUGGGUGGCAGUCCUGCCCAUGGCAGAGGGAUGGAACUAGAUGAUGCAUAAGCUCUCAUCCAACCCAAGCCAUUCUAUGAUCAAUGGAUUUUGGAAUAAAUUGGAGCUCAGCAACUCAGAGAAGAUAAGUUCUUUGAGUGUCAGUGUGCACAAAGUUGACCAUAUGCAAACACUUAAUCUGAAGCAAAAAAAAGUGUGCUAGAUAUUCACAAAAGAUACAGAAAGUGUUCAAAGUAAACCUCAAAAGGAGCCACAUACAUCAUAAAGGAAUUCCUGCACUUUCUACACUAGGGGAAGCAAAUCAAUUUCCAGCCUGCAGUAGUGAUGCUGCGUCUCACAAAAAAAGCCAGUCACCAGUUCUGCUGCUUCAAUUGGCUAUGUUUACUUCCCACUUAAGUGACUACAAAUUAAAAACAGCUUAGGUUAGCUUUGGGAACCUUUGCUGUGCCCUUUUCUAACCUAGUCCCCUUCAAAAUCUCCAACAAAGUAGCCACAGCCUCUUGUCCGUCCCCUUUUCCGCAGUGAAAUAGUUGUGGGCUCCUCCAGCCUAGUGUAUUUAAGUUCUCUCCACAAAAACCCCUUUGUGGUCACGACAGUCCUCCCAUCACUGAUGGGAUCCUAGCAAGGAAGGAAAGGAACCACGCAUGCAAAACCAUAAAAUAUAACAAAAUAUAGAAUACCCUGAAUUAGAAAGGACCAUAAGACCAUAAGCAAUCCCAAGUCUUAUGAGGAAUAGCUGAGGGAAAUUAGAUUGUUCAGUCUGGAGGAGACUGAGGGGAGACCUAAUCACUCUCUACAGUGACCUGAAGGGAGGUUGCAGUGAGGUGGGGGAGGAUCUCCCAAGGUAACUAGUGAUAGGAUGAGAGGUAAUAGCCUCAAGUUGUACCAGGGGAGGUUCAGGUUGCAUAUUCAGAAGAGUUUCUUCUCAAUAUGAGUGGUGACUGGCACAGGCUACCCAGUGCGUUGGUGGAGCCACAGUACCUGGAGAUAUUCAAGAAAUGUGUGGAUGUGUCACUAAGAGACAUGGUUAAGAGGCGUGGUAGGGAAGGGUUGGCAGUUGGACUAGAUUAUCUUAGAGGUCUUCUCCAACCUUAAUGAUUCUCUGAGGAUCAAGUCCAACUCCUGACUACGAAAAGCCAUCCAAAAAUCAGACCAUGUGUCUGAGAGCCUACACAGAGAACCAAACCCACACGGAGAGGAAGCAUUCCAUCAAGUCCUGCUCCUCUGAUCCUUCUCUUCAUCUCAAGCCCUUGAGCUGAUCUUCCACUGUGGGGGUCUUGGAGACAGUAGGUGCAAAAGGAGGAAGCCUUGUCCCAGAACUGGGACUGCAUGCAUGGCUGCAGCCACAAUAAGAGCUUGUGGAGAGCAAGGAAAGGGCAUAAGGAAGUCAUACAGGCUGGGGGAAGAACAGAUGUUUGACCAGCAGAAACUUCCAACUUCUGCAGAUGUCAGUUUGAUACAAGAAGCACCACUAGAAAGGCGUAAAGGUGGAGGGCAUCACAAGAACCAGCAAGGUAGAACACCAGAAAAAUAGCUGAACCAUUUGUCUAUGAAAGGCAACAAAUAGUUGUGUGUUCAAGCAUGAUAUUAGGCAUAAUGGAGACCCUUUACCUUUUUGAAGGCAAAGGGUAACUAUCAAUAUGGACUACAUAAGAAUGCUAAGAGUUGAAGCACAUUAUGGCAAUGGCAACAAACCUCACAGUAAUUGAUUGUCUUUUGUUUUGCUUAAACCUCAUAAGAGAAAAAUAAAUCAAAUAAAUGCCUUACUUGAAGCUCAAAGGGCUGAGGAAAAAAAAAAAAAAGGAGAAAAAGAACCACCACCACCAAGAUGGUCUCACCUUUCAGAUCCAGGCCAGCCAGAAAGGCUGGAAUCAAAUAUGUUUUAAAUCCUUCAGAUCUGUCUUAACAUCUUCAAAAUGCUGCAACUGUGAAGAAAAAGAAGCAGUGACUUUUUAAACCAGUUUUCCUGUAAAACGUAACACUGUAAAUAAACAAGUUUUAAUAUCA